Messenger RNA from Propithecus coquereli (Coquerel's sifaka), 787 nucleotides. RefSeq names its product tumor necrosis factor receptor superfamily, member 13B (gene TNFRSF13B). Gene Ontology annotation, cellular component: plasma membrane. The transcript is spliced from 4 exons. Lineage: Eukaryota; Metazoa; Chordata; Mammalia; Primates; Indriidae. Bases 23 to 787 code for a protein of 254 amino acids. The record is from RefSeq and is a predicted model, not a curated record.
GGGCCUGCGGACGGGGGUGGCUAUGGGACUCUGCCCCGAAGAGCAGUACUGGGACCCCCUGCUGCGCAGCUGCAUCUCCUGCAAAUCUACCUGCAACCAGCGGAACCAGCGUACCUGUGCAGCCUUCUGCAAGUCACUUAGCUGCCGCAAGGAGCAAGGCAAGUACUAUGACCAUCUCCUGAGGGACUGCAUCAGCUGCAUCUCCACCUGUGGACAGCACCCCAAGCAAUGUGCAUACUUCUGUGAGAGCAAGCUCAGGAGCAGAGUGAACCUCCCACCAGAGUUCAGGAGACGGCAGAGUGAGGAGGCUGAAACCAGGUCAGACAACUCGGGAAGGUACCAGGCAUCAGAGCACAGAGGCUCGGAGGCAGGUCCAGCUCCCCCCGGGCCCAAGCUGAGUGCAGACCAGCUGGCGCUGGCCUACAGCACGCUGGGGCUCUGCCUGUGCGCUGUCCUCUGCUGCUGCCUCGUGGCCAUGGCCUGCUUCCUCAAGAGGAGGGGCGACCAGUUCUCCUGCCAGCCCCCGGCAGGGCCCUGUGGGUCCCCAGCCAAGUCUUCGCAGGGUCACACGACGGAAGCCGGCAGCCUCGCGGGCUCGCCGCCCGAGCCAGUGGAGACGUGCAGCUUUUGCGUCCCCGAGCGCAGGGCGCCCACCCAGGAGAGCGCGGGCGCGCCCGGGACCUUCGGCCUCGCCGGGACCGUGGCCCUGCAGCCCUGCGCGAGCGCCUCCGACGGCUGCCUCGGCGUCGUGUGCGCGCCCGCCCAGGAGGGGGGCCCGGGCGCGUGA